AUGCGGUACCAAAACUGGGGUGUUGAGCUCUUCGCCUGGGAGCGGGACGCUCCCUCCAAGAAUACGUCACCGAAGGAUAAGCCCCUGCACCACCACGAGGUCCCCCAGCCGGGCAACCUGGGUCAAGUGCCCGUCCUCGUCUCCUUUGUCCCGUCCGUCCCCUGCCAGACUCCAUUCUGGAUUGCGCUGCGUAACUGGGGCCCGAGAAAUCCCAGUGAGCUGGUUGAGCGGAAGGUCAGGCCUGGUGUAGACAAUUUUGUCUACGAGGUGCGGGUGCUUGUUGAUGGCGAGUGGGUGGCAGAAGAGAUUGUUUCUAUGGGGGCGAAGUGGCCAGUGACCAUCCAGUACAACUCGGCCACCGAAAAAAACGGACGCAAGGACGUCCUGCGCUUCCCUGUCUACCGCGAGCGGAAGUGGUGGUUCAACGAGGCAAUCGGGAAGGACUUUGGAAAGAUCAAGGUCAUCAUUUCCGAAGGCGUGAUGCGUCCUGAUCGUGACCCGAUGUACGAACGGGUCAGCAAUCUGGUUGUCUUUGCCUUCCAGCAUGCCCCUCAGGAUUUGCUGGAACAUCAGGGAAUCGCCUGGCCAUGCAGUAGAAUGUGGAUUGAUAAAACCCUCCCCGACUAUGGUGCCCUCCCCACAAACAACGAGUCCUCUCCCAUCCCCGAUGAUAUCCACGGAGAUUCACCCAGCCGACGAGACCCUAUCAACCGCGGCCCCUUGCCAACCGGUGGCCUUGCGCAGUCUCUUCACAACCCCUUCCAAUCUCCACCUCCUCCACUUCCCAGUGUUCAAACCCCCGAACAGUCUCACCACCAGCGCCCUAUCAUUGAAGCAGCUUCGCUGCACCGUUGCGCCCGCUCCUCCCAUGAAGACGUGUCGAUGAGAGAUUGGGACUGGGACCACCGCGGUACCCGUUCGACCCGCGAAGAUCUCUCAAUGAGAGACUACACCAAUUCCAGCGCCUCGCAAAGCCGUGAUAUCUCCGGUACCACCGGAUCGAGCAUGGGCAUGAGCUUUGAGCACAGCAGCCAGGCUGGCUCGCAAGCGGGCAAGUUCAUGUACCACCAGUUGCUGGACAAGACGCGUCCGGUCAGUACCACUUUCAGGCUUGGCCAGUCUACCGAUGAGAGCAGCAUGUCUUAUGACGGUUGCAAUGAUGCUGUUGAGCAGGAUGAUAAUGAGAAAACCCCAAAGAAGGCGUAG
Messenger RNA from Penicillium argentinense, 1206 nucleotides. RefSeq lists its product as uncharacterized. The coding region runs from base 1 to 1206 and encodes 401 amino acids. The record is from RefSeq and is a predicted model, not a curated record. The transcript has 6 exons. NCBI's taxonomy places the organism in Eukaryota, Fungi, Ascomycota, Eurotiomycetes, Eurotiales, Aspergillaceae.